Molecule: messenger RNA, 335 nt
Organism: Closterium sp. Yama58-4
Lineage: Eukaryota; Viridiplantae; Streptophyta; Zygnematophyceae; Desmidiales; Closteriaceae
Source: the annotation of a GenBank genome assembly
GCAGUGACGUGCAAGUGCAGGUGCAGGCGGAGGGCGACAGGGUGCUCAAGGCUCUUCAUCCCACGGACUGGGUGGUGCUGCUGGACGAGCGCGGCCGCACAGUGACGUCAGAGCAGUUCGCACAGCUCAUUGCUGACUGCGCUGAUGCGUCGCACCGCUCGCUGACCUUUGUGGUGGGGGGGCCCUAUGGCCAUGGGUCACAGGUGACAGCCAGAGCCAACAGCAGCAUUCGCCUGUCCUCACUCGUUCUCAACCAUGAGGUGGCGCUAGUGGUGCUGGCAGAGCAGCUGUACCGGGCGUGGACGAUACUCAAGGGCGAGAACUACCACCACUGA